Molecule: messenger RNA, 2481 nt
Organism: Erigeron canadensis
Lineage: Eukaryota; Viridiplantae; Streptophyta; Magnoliopsida; Asterales; Asteraceae
Product: DEAD-box ATP-dependent RNA helicase 21-like
Exons: 1
Coding region: 143-2266 (707 amino acids)
Biological process (GO): mRNA splicing, via spliceosome
Cellular component (GO): catalytic step 2 spliceosome
Molecular function (GO): ATP binding; RNA helicase activity; RNA binding
Source: RefSeq, a predicted model, not a curated record
UAAAGAUAAAAUAAACGAAUUGGGAUAACCAAAAACCCUAACAAAUUAAUCGAUCGAUCCCCUUUGCCAGAUUCAACAUUAAAAAAAAUCCUGCCCUGCAAUCAACCAAGCGAAUCAUCUUGUAGAAACCUUGAAUUUCAUCAUGAAACGUUCAUUCGAUGACAUCAAUGAAAAAUUACAAGCCAAAAAGCCCGUUUUCCUCACCAAGGCCGAACGCGAACAGUUAGCCCUAAAACGCCGUCAAGAAGAAUUCGAAGAACAGAAACGCCGAUCAGAACAACAAUCAUCUAUUCUCCCAAACAAUUCAGCUUCAUCCUCUAAGCAACCACCAGAUGACCGUGACCGUGAUCGUCGGCGUGAUAAUGACCGUGACCGUGACCGUGACCGUGACCGUGACCGAGAUCGGCGUGAUAGAGAUAGGGAGAGGGAGAGGGAGAGAGAUACAGAGAGACGAAAUAGAGACCGGGAAAGGGAUGAGGAACAUAAGGCUAGGGAAAAGGCUAGGGUUGACAAGUUAGCCGAGCGAGAACGCGAAAAGGAACUCGAGGCGAUCAAAGAGCAGUAUUUAGGAAGUAAGAAACCUAAGAAGAGAGUGAUUAAGCCUAGUGAGAAGUUUCGGUUUUCAUUCGACUGGGAGAAUACCGAGGAUACGUCUCGUGAUAUGAAUGUCUUGUAUCAGAACCCGCACGAGGCGCAGUUGCUGUUUGGGAGAGGGUUUAGAGCCGGUAUGGAUAGGCGAGAGCAGAAGAAGCUGGCUGCUAAGAAUGAGAAGGAGUUGAGAGAUGAGAUUAGGAAGAAGGAUGGGGUUGAGCAGAAACCCGAAGAUGCUGAAUCUCAGAGGUUGAAAGAGGAAGCUGCGGAACGGUAUGAUACGUUUGAUAUGCGAGUCGAUCGCCAUUGGUCUGAUAAGAAGCUGGAAGAGAUGACUGAGAGGGAUUGGAGGAUUUUCAGGGAGGAUUUUAAUAUUUCGUACAAGGGCUCUAAGAUACCGCGACCUAUGAGGAGUUGGGUUGAGAGCAAGUUGAGUACCGAGCUUUUGAAAGCCGUGGAUAGGGCUGGUUACACGACGCCGUCUCCUAUUCAGAUGGCUGCCAUUCCGCUUGGUCUUCAGCAGCGUGAUGUCAUUGGGGUUGCAGAGACUGGUUCAGGUAAAACCGCUGCUUUUGUGCUUCCUAUGUUGACUUAUAUUACUAGGCUGCCUCCAAUCAGUGAAGAGAAUGAAGCUGAGGGUCCUUAUGCUGUUGUUCUGGCACCUACUAGAGAACUUGCACAACAAAUUGAGGAAGAGACUGUUAAGUUUGCUCAUUAUUUAGGUAUCAAGGUUGUUUCCAUUGUUGGUGGGCAGUCGAUUGAGGAACAAGGGUUUAAGAUUAGGCAAGGCUGUGAGGUUGUCAUUGCUACCCCUGGUCGUUUGAUCGAUUGUUUGGAGAGGCGGUAUGCUGUGUUAAAUCAGUGUAACUAUGUUGUUCUUGAUGAGGCUGACCGUAUGAUUGACAUGGGUUUUGAGCCACAGGUUGUGGGUGUUCUUGAAGCAAUGCCGUCUAGUAAUUUCAAACCGGAGAAUGAAGAUGAAGAGCUCGAUGAGAAGAGGAUAUAUAGAACCACUUAUAUGUUUAGUGCUACUAUGCCUACUGCUGUGGAGAGGCUUGCUAGGAAGUACUUGAGGAACCCUGUUGUGGUAACUAUUGGAACUGCAGGAAAGGCUACUGAUCUCAUAACCCAACAUGUUAUCAUGGUGAAGGAAUCCGAGAAAAUGCCUAGGUUGCAAAGGUUGCUGGAUGAACUUGUUGAUAAGACCGCCAUUGUGUUCAUAAACACUAAAAAGUCUGCUGACCAUGUAUCCAAGACUUUGGAAAAGGCGGGUUACCGUGUUACAACUUUGCACGGUGGCAAAUCACAAGAGCAAAGAGAAAUCAGUCUUGAAGGUUUCAGGACUAAAAGGUUUAAUGUUUUAGUUGCCACAGAUGUUGCAGGGCGUGGGAUUGAUAUACCGGACGUGGCUCAUGUUAUAAACUACGAUAUGCCUGGGACUAUUGAUAUGUAUACUCACCGUAUAGGACGUACAGGGCGUGCCGGGAAGACGGGAACAGCUACAACAUUCUUGACUCUUCAAGAUUCUGAUGUGUUUUAUGAUCUCAAGCAGAUGCUUACACAGAGUAAUAGUUCUGUGCCUCCUGAACUUGCUAGACAUGAAGCGUCUAAGUUCAAGCCUGGAUCGAUUCCUGAUAGACCACCUAGAAGAAACGACACGGUUUUUGCGCAUUAAAGCAUAUAUGCUAGUAACCAUGUUUUAUUACAUGGAGAACUGAAUUUGGAUUCAUAUGUGUUGCCUAUACACUGGUUUUGAUGAUGCUAUAGCAGAGCCAAGUAUACCAGAAAAUUUUUAAACCUUAGGUUGGUAUUAUUUAUUUGCAGAACUUGUACCUUAUUUGAUUGCAUGAAUUUUUAUAGAUGUUUAAUUCAAUUUGCUUCUUGACCUUA